AGCCUGCAGGCCAGGCGGGAAGGGGGAGGAGGAGGAGGAGGAGGAAUUAGUCAGUGUUCGAGGGGAGGAGAGGCGGAGGUGGACGUGGCGGCUCCGCUAGAGUUGGCCACAAGUCGCGGGCAGCGGAGGCGAAGCAGCCAUGACGCGGACCGCCCGCAGGCCGGUUCUUGUCCGGACUGGGUGGUGACGACCUGUGUCUGGAUGAAGACUGUUGGCCUUGGCUCCUCCCCUCUGUGAGUAGGCCAGUCAGUAUCUUCAGUGGUGUUUGGCGGGGGGACAUACAGCGGUCUAACUUCAGCCGUAAAGCCAGGAGACGGCGCUUCACCCCUCAAAAUGACAGACUUAGAGGCGGAGUGUUUGAGCCUCGGUCUGCCUUCUGAGGACGACUCCCCUCCGACGCCCCUGGACCCGGGCCUGCAGGUGGACUGUGGCCCAACCUCUGUGGUUCCAACUCUGGGCCUCCUCUCCUCAGACUGUCCCACUCCCACGCUGAGCUCGCUGGCAGCGGAGAUCGCAGAGCCGCUGAUCAUGCUGCCAUGCGUCAAGAGCGAGCCAGAGGACUGCGACUUGGACCCCAUACGCACAGUGGACCUGUCAGAAAUCCAGCCGCUGUCCACCGCCGAGCUGGGCCAGGACCAAAUCAAGAUGGAGAUCAGCGGGCUGGACUACAUCAAGUCGGAGCAUCACUGCGGUGACCAUUACCUGGGCUCCUUCCACCCCGGUGAUGUGACGGAGCUUGACUACAAGUCGCACUAUGAGCCCAGCUCAGUGUUUGACUACAUCUCCCAGGUGAACGACACCCUGGAGUACAUCAAGUCGGACCACCACGUAGACCUGCAGUGUUACUACGCCGCGGAGUUGGGCUCGCUGCGCUCCGAGUACCCUGAGUCCAACAUGGCCUCGGUCCAGUUGCAGCACAAUGGCCUGGAGUCCAUCCACAUGGCCGAACUCCGCAGCGAGCUCAACAAGCUGCGGCCCGACUCCCUGCUGCUGGACGGGAUGGCCAAGGCGGAGCCUGGCUUUGGGGGCGGGCCUUUGUACGAGGCGUCAUCGACCGAGGAGGGAAAGACGACGGGUCGCGUGGAAGGCCAAGAGGGCGGUGGCGUGGCGACUAAAGGCCUGACACAGGCGGUGAGGAAGCCUCGCAACAUGCAGGGCGAGAAGCCAUUCUCAUGCACGCAGUGUGGCAAGAACUUCAGCACGCUGGGCAACCUGAAGACGCACCAGCGCAUUCACACGGGCGAGCGGCCGUACACGUGCGCCCAGUGCGGCAAGAGCUUCGGCCAGGCCGGCAACCUCAAACGCCACCAGCUGAUCCACACGGGCCAGAAGCCCUACGUGUGCGCCCACUGCCCCAAAGGUUUCACCAAGGCCGACGACCUGCGCGCCCACCAGCGCCUGCACACGGGCGAGCGCCCCUUCGCUUGCGCUGCCUGCAGCAAAGCCUUCAGCCAGGCCAAGGAGCUCAAGGCACACCAGCUGAGCCACACGGGCGAACGCCCAUAUUGCUGCCAGCACUGCGGAAAGAGCUUCGGCAAGGAGUCGGCAUACCGCAACCACCUGCACGUCCACGCGGGCGGAAAGCCCUUCGCCUGCUUGCAGUGCGGCAAGACCUUUAGCAACUCUGGCGUGCUGAAGACCCACCAGAGGAUCCACUCGGGGGAGCGGCCCUUCGGUUGCGUGCAGUGCGGCAAGAGCUUCGGGCGCCUCGGACACCUUAAGGCGCACCAGCACGUGCACACGGGCGAGCGGCCGCACACCUGCGCACGUUGCGGCAAGACUUUCAGCCAGUCGGGUCACCUCAAGGCGCACGAGCAGAUCCACAAGCGCGAGCGAGCCGACAGUAGCUAGACCACCUUGGACCUCUGGCGACCACAAAGUAUUACUAUUCUGCUUUUUUACCUACCGUGUAUAUGAACCUUUCUUACCUUUCCUACUUUUCUGCUCUGCGUGCGUGUGUGCCAGUGUGCGUCUGUCUGUGUGUGUGUGCGUGUCUGGGUGUGUGUGUGUUGCCAAUUCUCAAAUGACUCAAGCUGCAAUGAUCUAUGACAGCGUUUCCAGUGGCUUACACAAGCACAACCAGGAAGUACCUCACAAAACACCUUUUUUACUUCCUGUGGAUGGAUGAAAACAUGGAAUGUAGUAAUACUGCAGUAAUACAGGUGCCAUUGUUAGAUGACCACACGUGAGGGCCCCCUACUGGCCGCUGGGAGAAACGCUUUUGAUGACUUCAUCUGCUUUUAUGCUAAUAAGACAGGUUUUGUAUGCGUCUUUUCAAAAACGUCAUUAAAAUGAAACCAGUUCUUGUACUGCCAACU
Molecule: messenger RNA, 2318 nt
Organism: Entelurus aequoreus (snake pipefish)
Lineage: Eukaryota; Metazoa; Chordata; Actinopteri; Syngnathiformes; Syngnathidae
Exons: 3
Coding region: 334-1851 (505 amino acids)
Biological process (GO): regulation of transcription by RNA polymerase II
Molecular function (GO): DNA-binding transcription factor activity; RNA polymerase II cis-regulatory region sequence-specific DNA binding
Source: RefSeq, a predicted model, not a curated record